Molecule: messenger RNA, 3056 nt
Organism: Patiria miniata (bat star)
Lineage: Eukaryota; Metazoa; Echinodermata; Asteroidea; Valvatida; Asterinidae
Product: galanin receptor 2a-like
Exons: 1
Coding region: 1709-2752 (347 amino acids)
Biological process (GO): G protein-coupled receptor signaling pathway
Cellular component (GO): membrane
Molecular function (GO): G protein-coupled receptor activity
Source: RefSeq, a predicted model, not a curated record
CAUGUUGGUGACCGUUUUAUAAGCUAGUCAUCUUUGCAUUAGGCGUAAUUUAGUUGGAUACACCCAACAGAUAUCGCCGUUUUCAAGUACCUUUAUCGAAAUUGCACAGGCGGUAUGAUGGUGUUUAGCUGAAACUUUGAUAUCUCUCAGGUUUUGAGAGCACUUUCGACUGAGUGAACCAAUCCAGCAAGUGAAGUGCACGCACUGUCUGCUUUGAAGUGUAUUUCGAUGUAGCUUUGGGGACUUGCUUGCAUUUUGCAUAAAGUAUCCACGAAUUAACAUUGCUACUGGUCGUUACAACGAAACCAUGGAGGUCUGAACAUCUGCUCACUAGGUUUCAGACUCGGUCUGCUCAAAACGACUGGGUGAACUGCACUGUGUCUGAGCUAUUCCGACGAGUCGCAACUCUUAAACGGAUAAACAACGCCGUAUCAACACGAUCCAUAUUUGCCGUGGUACGUAUUUGUGUUUCGGAUAAAGUUCUUUCAACGAUAGUUAGAAGUGACAAUGGCGGGGAGAUGACAUACUGAUGUUGACAGAGACUGAAAGUGUUUUAGUCUUAUGUAACAUGAAAACAUGCAGCGUACGGAGGGGAUGAAUGCAAACAUGUACUGAGUUCGAGCGAUGUCUUAGCUUGUUUGCUUCGUAACUCUGAUAUUCUGCGUGGAACUACAGAGUGCUGUAGGAGUGUGAACAAUUGACGUCGGCAAAGCUUGCUGGCGCACUGGAUGAUUAAUUCAAUACAUGCAGAAACGGUGAUCAAUUCUACCAGACAGCAAUAGCACAUUGAUGAAAGAAACAUGCAUGCAAUAAUGGACAUAAUUUGAACGUCUACUACUGCACCGACUCAUUAAACCACAAUGGUCUACGCCAAUUAAAGGUCAAUCGGUGCGGUUGCCGGCGUUUGAACGCUGAUUAUCGAACCAAGCGAGCAAGUCUGAGAACAAGGCGGGGGAAUCACGUACUCGGCACGGUGCAACUUUCUCCCUUAACGCUGGGCGACAAUUUUGGUGUCAUUCUUUGGACCAAUAUUCAUGUGAAGUCAGCUACGACACUCCGAGAUGGAUUUUUAAUUUAUUAGCGGAAUGGGUCCUUGAGAGGCAAGCUGCUUGAUCGUGAAGACGUGCAUCAGAAGCGAGACAUGAGACUUGCAAUUAAUAAACGGCACUCAAGACAUUAAUGCCAACGGCGAAGCAGCAGACAAUUUAAUCAGAACAGGGAAUACAGUGCUUACACAGAUCAUGAUUGAAGGACAACAUUAUACCCGAUCCAUUUGCAAGCCAAAAUAAAUUGUGACGUCAAGCUAGCAGAAUAUUGCGGUGUGUACGACUUAUGAACUGGACGUAUAACGCAGAAACUGCUUGUUUUCUGUUGCCAAAUUCGCCACACGCUUACACGAGGUACGACCAUUUGAGUGAGAUUGCUGCUCACUUUUACGGACUACUCCAAGCAUAAACUUUGACUUUGUUAUAUGAGUGAAGCUACCUCUGUUAUAAGGUACGUCAUUUAUGCUGAGAGAGCUAUAGUUUGUGACUGAAGUUAUAGAAAUUUCCAUUGUAUAUCAUCGGCUGAGUUUAUUGAAAAGCACUUGUUUAAGCAUUAAGGACUACAACUUGGUAAAAGAUGAACUGCACUUAUAUUAUUUGAACAUUGCAGAAAACUUGGUAACGAUCAAUACUAAAACAACUGAAAACCAUCGGACAGAAACAUGGCUAGCACGGAUGUCAGUACCACGGAAACGUUGGUCACCGAAACUAUCCCAACUGCGAAUUAUUCCAAUAGUACAGUGCAGAGUGACGUCACGCUUUCGACAGGAUGGGAAAUACUUCUACAACUUCUGUACGGACUUAUUGGCGGAUCGGGAAUUCUGGGUAAUGGACUGGUAUGUUUCGUGUUCAUUACCAAGCGUAAAUCUUUCAGCUCGAUAACCAAUCUCCUGAUUCUGAACCAAUCUUUGAUUGAUUUGGGAGACUCUAUACUAUUCUUAGCCAUACGUUUCGGACAUGUUGCGCCUUCUGAUGACGUCACAGUCUGGGGUGAGAUUGUCUGUCGACUGUGGAUUUCUGAAUAUUUCAUGUGGUCGCUAUUCAUAGCCUCGACGGUCAACUUGGUGUUCGUGUCUUUGGAGCGAUACCUGGCAAUAUGCCACCCGGUAAAACACAGAAAUGUCUUCACCAAGCGAUUGGCUAAAUUCGGCAUGACCCUCGUAUGGAUCAUCGGCCUGACAUACCAAGCCUACUGGCCGUCCAUACAGUACUACGCAGAGGGAGUGUGUUAUCCUCUUUGGCCCAGCGUGGUUCUACAGAGGAUCAUGGGGGUUGUGCUGUUCCUUUGCGAGUUUCUCAUCCCACUGACCAUCAUGACGUUCUCCUACGUCAGCAUUAUCCUAGCGCUGAGGGGGCGUAGCAAUGGCAAGACCAACAACACUUUCCAGCAAGCCAAGAAAAACGUGACCACUACCCUCUGCCUCGUGUUCAUGUCUUACGUAAUCUGCUGGACUCCAACAGAAUUCACGUUUCUCCUCUUCAACUUGGGCCGAGACUACGACUUCACGAGCACCACGCACAAAGUAGUGACCGUGAUGGUCAUGUGCAACAUGUGCGUGAAUCCCUUCAUAUACGCCUUCAAAUACGACCUCUUCAAGAAACACGCCAAGCGGAUGUUCUGCCGUUGUUGCCGUGACAACAAGGUCGAGACUGAAAACUCCCUAGCAACCGUGGACGCUAAUGUCGGAUCGUCACAUCCUCAGUGAUGCGUUGCUAUGGUACCAUCACGUCCCAUGAUAAGAACAAAACCUCCAGAAGAUGUCAGAAAUUUUGGAGGUACUGGUGAACUUCAAAGUAUAACAGGAUUUCAGUGUCUAAAACGAACCAUUUUGAAAACGUGUGGUUGUUUUCAGCAACGUGGAAUAUUCACGUUUCAAUAAUAUUGUGUGUGCAUUAUUGAGCUAAGAAUAGUGUGAUAGUACAACAUUCAUUCUGAAAAUAUGUUUUCAUUUGGAACUCGGUCAUUUUGAACAGUUCAUAAUAAUAAUAAUAAUAAUAAUAAUAAAAAAA